Molecule: messenger RNA, 489 nt
Organism: Aureobasidium vineae
Lineage: Eukaryota; Fungi; Ascomycota; Dothideomycetes; Dothideales; Saccotheciaceae
Source: the annotation of a GenBank genome assembly
AUGGCGCCUAUCACGACAGCAUCAGACGAGAGCAACCACAUGGCGCUGCUCGAUAAGCUCGACAUGCAGAAGAUCCACAAGCCCUUCCGCAACCCACGAUGGAAGCCUGCCCAGCGCCGCAACAAGACUGUCAAGCAGAUUGUGUCCGAAGCUCAGCGCAAAGAACAGCAACUAUUACAGCAAUCCGUCCAGGCCACACGCAACAACAGUGCUGCCGGCACUCCUCAGCCAGAGGCUGCCGUUCCCGACCCGCAACCUGCGCAACCCAUCGUCACACCGAGUUACACAUACACAUCCAUUCAGGCUGCGCCGUCUUUCAAGCCCAAGCAAAAGUAUUGCGAUAUCACUGGUCUGCCUGCUCCAUACAGCGACCCCAAGACCGGCCUGCGCUACCACAACACCGAGGUCUACUCUGUCAUCAAGACUUUGAGCACCACGCAGGUCCAGGAGUAUCUGGCUGCAAGAGGCGCACACACCAUUCUCAAGUGA